Messenger RNA from Ostrinia furnacalis (Asian corn borer), 2562 nucleotides. RefSeq names its product laminin subunit alpha-1-like. Lineage: Eukaryota; Metazoa; Arthropoda; Insecta; Lepidoptera; Crambidae. Gene Ontology annotation, biological process: animal organ morphogenesis; tissue development. The coding region runs from base 1 to 2562 and encodes 853 amino acids. The record is from RefSeq and is a predicted model, not a curated record. The transcript has 16 exons.
AUGGCGGCUUGCUGCCGCGAUCCUUUCCAUCUGAUCCUGCGCGCGACGGUGACGGAUGGCCGUGACCUGCGCAGCUACAUGCGUUCCGGGUCUAUUGCCGUGUGUCGAGCGCUGCUAGACCGGCUGAGCGGCACCACAGUGGGCGAGGUGCUAGCAGCCAGCGACAGCGAGCCUUCGAGCCUGCUGCCCGCGCCGCUGGAUGUAGCGCCUUACGCUCACGUGUCAGCAAACGCCACGUGCGGAGGCGCCGGUGCAGAGGAGUUCUGCAGGGACACGCCUGGCAAACGAGGCGUAGUCUGCGAUGUGUGCGAGGGGUCCGUCGGGCCGGAGUCGCGGCGGCACCCGGCGGCGUACGCGGUGGACGGGGACCCAUCCACCUGGUGGCAGAGCCCCACCCUCGCCGAGGGGGACUACGGCAAUGUGGAGCUCGUCGCCACCCUGCCUGAUAAAAUGGAGCUCCUCCACGUCAUCAUCAAAGCGGGUCCCUCCCCCCGCCCCCUUGCGUGGUCCCUUGAGGUUUCCCCCUCGGAGACCAACGAGGACUGGCGCCUGGUCCGCGCCUUCGGGGACCGGGACCACUGCCGGAAGCUUUGGGACCUCAGACCAGAGAGACGAAGACGGAAAGCCAGGGGCACCAAGUGGAAAAGAGCGGCCAAGAGGAUCAACCGAGCUGAUAAGCCAGCCUGCUCCACACAGUUUGUGAGUCAGAAGCCACUCGAGAGUGGGGAGAUGCACGUGGGCCUAGGCGAGGGCGUGGCGGCGCGGCGCGUGCGCGUGUCAUUCCGCGCUGCGCACGCGGCGUCCGCGCGCCAGCAGUACUAUACUGUGCGCGCGCUUACGCUGGCUGCGCGUUGUUUAUGCCACGGGCACGCCGCGCACUGCAAUGUUAAUCAUGAGGGGGCCAAAUGCGACUGCGAGCACGACACGUGCGGCAACCACUGCCAGCGCUGCUGCUCGGGCGGCGCGUGGAGACCGCACGCGGCGUGCGCUGCGGGCUGCGCGUGUGGCGAGCGCGGCGCGUGCGUCGACGACGCCGGCGACUUGCUGUGCGUCAACUGCACGGAAAACCGAGCUGGACCACUGUGUGACCGCUGCCUGCCCGGUUUCUACAAUAUCUUGCCUGAUGGACCUUGUUUGCCUUGUGACUGCGAUCCUGAAGGCUCUGAUGGGACAUGCACCUGGGACCGUAAACACUUGCGACCAACCUGCGCGUGCCACGAAGGCUUCGCGGGUGCUUCGUGCGACUCGUACGAGGACCCGACGGCUGUCUUCCCUGCGUGCCAGGAACCACCCGCCCCGGUGUGCAAGUGCGAUCCCAGGGGGAUUGUGGACCCUAGUCGCGUCUGUGACGAUGUCUGCGAGUGCAAGUCGAACGUGGUGGGCGAGCAUUGCGACGCGUGCGCGGCGGGACACUUCUGGGCGGGCCCGCGCUGCGCGCCCUGCUACUGCGCGCACGUGGCUGAUGCCUGUGCGCCUGCGCAUGAUACGGCGGACCCGCCGAGAGAUGUCAUCCUGCCCAUGGGAGAAGCUUGGCUGAUCAGCGACAUUAUGGCUAACGAAACCUUGGAACCUUCCAUUGAUGAUCAUGGAAAACCCUUUCUCAUUAGUUACGAGGUAAGAAGUUGCCUUUUUAUCGGUAGUUUUGCACAAUUGCAUCUGAGAGCUGCCUGGAAAAUGGAGCUCCUCCACGUCAUCAUCAAAGCGGGUCCCUCCCCCCGCCCCCUCGCGUGGUCCCUCGAGGUGUCUCCCUCCGUGACCAACGAAGACUGGCGCCUGGUCCGCGCCUUCGGGGACCGGGACCACUGCCGGAAGCUUUGGGACCUCAGGCCAGAGAGACGAAGACGAAAAGCCAGAGGCACCAAGUGGAAAAGAGCGGCCAAGAGGAUCAACCGAGCUGAUAAGCCAGCCUGCUCCACGCAAUGCAUGUGGGCCUGGGCGAGGGAGUGGCGGCGCGGCGCGUGCGCGUGUCAUUCCGCGCUGCGCACGCGGCGUCCGCGCGCCAGCAGUACUACACUGUGCGCGCGCUCACGCUGGCUGCGCGUUGUUUAUGCCACGGGCAUGCUGCGCACUGCAAUGUUAAUCAUGAGGGGGCCAAAUGCGACUGCGAGCACGACACGUGCGGCAACCACUGCCAGCGCUGCUGCUCGGGCGGCGCGUGGAAACCGCACGCAGCGUGCGCGGCGGGCUGCGCGUGCGGCGAGCGCGGCGCGUGCGUCGACGACGCCGGCGACUUGCUGUGCGUCAACUGCACGGAAAACCGAGCUGGACCACUGUGCGACCGAUGCCUGCCCGGUUUCUACAAUAUCUUGCCUGAUGGACCUUGCCUGCCUUGUGACUGCGACCCUGAAGGCUCUGAUGGGACAUGCACCUGGGACCGUAAACACUUGCGACCAACCUGCAGGUGCCACGAAGGCUUCGCGGGUGCUUCGUGCGACUCGUGCGAGGACCCGACGGCCAUCUUCCCUGCGUGUCAGGAGCCACCCGCCCCGGUGUGCAAGUGCGACCCGAGGGGGAUUGUGGACCCUAGUCGCGUCUGUGAUGAUGUCUGCGAAUGUAAGGUGA